This is a messenger RNA of Sphaerodactylus townsendi, 3689 nucleotides long. It is a transcript of the gene RASGRP3, whose product is annotated as RAS guanyl releasing protein 3. The coding region runs from base 242 to 2323 and encodes 693 amino acids. Gene Ontology annotation, molecular function: guanyl-nucleotide exchange factor activity; calcium ion binding. The record is from RefSeq and is a predicted model, not a curated record. Lineage: Eukaryota; Metazoa; Chordata; Lepidosauria; Squamata; Sphaerodactylidae. The transcript has 17 exons. Gene Ontology annotation, biological process: Ras protein signal transduction; positive regulation of GTPase activity. Gene Ontology annotation, cellular component: plasma membrane.
ACUAAGCAGAAUGCCCUGUGUUUUUUUCUUCAGAAGUUACCAAAAGUAGGCCUUGGAUGUAAAGGACGAUGAAGUGAAGAAACCCCUUGGCAGAGACCAACUGGAUGGGAAAAGGGAGGUCACACAGGUACACAUUGAGAUUUCUGGUGAAGUAUAGCAGACAGUUAUCUGAUGGCGCCCCCUCAGCAGCAUUCCUUUAGGGUGGUGGAAGCGCAUUGUCUCUUCUGAUGACAGUUAAAGGAUGAUGGGGUCCAAUACACUUGGGAAGGCUGCAACGCUGGAUGAACUAUUAAGCACCUGCAUUCAAACGUUUGAUUACAAAGGGGAACUGAAUAAUAAUAAUUUACCAAGAACCUUCCUGUUAAUGCAUCGAUGGUAUCUACAGUCCACAGAACUGGCUGGCAAACUUCUCUCCCUAUAUAGAGAUUCCAGUGGAGAAAACACAGAUGAAAUCCGUUUAAAAAUCUGCUACUUUAUGAGAUACUGGAUUAUGGAAUUUCCUGCAGAAUUUAAUCUGGACCUUGGCUUGGUUCGUCUGACUGAAGAGUUUCAAGAAUUAGCUAACCAUCUGGGUUAUGAAGAACAUAUUCACCUUAUUGACAUCUCUAGCAUUCCCUCUUAUGAUUGGAUGAGAAGAGUCACACAAAGGAAAAAAAUCUCCAAGAAGGGAAAAGCUUGCCUGCUGUUUGAUCACCUGGAACCCAUUGAGCUUGCUGAGCACCUCACUUUUUUGGAGCAUAAAUCUUUUAGAAGGAUAUCUUUUACAGAUUAUCAGAGCUAUGUGAUCCAUGGUUGCCUGGAGAACAACCCAACUCUGGAAAGAUCCAUUGCUUUGUUUAAUGGCAUCUCUAAGUGGGUCCAGUUGAUGAUCCUCAGCAAACCAACCCCACAGCAAAGGGCAGAAGUAAUCACCAAGUUCAUUAAUGUUGCACAGAAACUUCUGCAUCUCCAAAACUUCAAUACACUAAUGGCAGUUGUAGGAGGACUAAGCCACAGCUCAAUUUCACGUCUCAAAGAAACUCAUUUCCACCUUUCCUCAGAGGUUACAAAGGAUUGGAAUGAAAUGACUGAACUAGUCUCCUCCAAUGGAAACUACUGCAGCUACCGCAAAGCUUUUGCUGAUUGUGUUGGCUUCAAAAUCCCAAUCUUAGGAGUCCAUUUGAAGGACUUGAUUGCUGUUCAUGUCAUCUUUCCAGACUGGACUAAUGAAAGCAAAGUCAACAUUGUGAAAAUGCAGCAGCUUUCAGUCACAUUGAAUGAGCUGGUUUCCCUACAGACAGCCUCUCAUCAUCUUGAGCCAAACAUGGAUUUAAUUAACCUGCUAACACUUUCCCUGGACCUCUACCAUACAGAAGAUGACAUUUACAAGCUCUCUCUGGUGCUGGAACCAAGGACUUCUAAAUCACAGCCUACCUCUCCAACAACUACGAACAAGCCAGUCGUGCCGCUUGAGUGGGCAUCUGCAGUAAUACCAAAGCCAGAUCCAAAUAUCAUUAGCAAACACAUCAGAAAAUUAGUUGACUCUGUUUUUAGAAACUAUGACCAUGACCAUGAUGGUUACAUUUCUCAAGAAGACUUUGAAAGCAUUGCAGCCAAUUUUCCUUUUCUGGACUCAUUCUGUGUAUUAGACAAAGAUCAGGAUGGCCUUAUAAGCAAAGAAGAAAUGAUGGCUUAUUUUCUGAGGGCCAAAUCUCAACUACAAUGUAAAAUGGGACCAGGUUUCAUUCAUAAUUUCCAGGAAAUGACCUAUCUCAAGCCAACUUUCUGUGAGCAUUGUGCUGGAUUUCUCUGGGGCAUAAUCAAGCAAGGUUACAAAUGCAAAGAUUGUGGUGCCAAUUGCCAUAAACAGUGCAGAGAUCUGCUUGUUCUGGCCUGCAGGAAGUUUGUCAGAGGGACCUCGCUAAGAAACAACCAUGGUUCUCUACCUAAUAGUCCAUCAAUGCCAGCAGUCCAAGAUGAAGUCUUUCAUUUUCCCAGCGUUACUCCACGAAAUCAGUAUAUAGACAGCAGAGCAAUUACACUGGUGACUGGCUCUUCUCGCAAGAUUUCUGUACGUCUACAACGGGGAACCACCAGCCAAGCAACCCAGACAGACCCUCUGUGGCACGAACCAGGUUGGGGCGAUUCUGGAUCACAUACAUUCCCCAAAAUGAAGUCCAGGUUCCAUGGAAAAUCUGGAAAGAAUAAAGGGUUUGCUAAAUGGGAGAAUGAAAAGCCCAGUGUUGAGUCCAGUAUAAAUACGGAAGUAGCAUCUACAGCACAUGUACCAGAUCAGAAUGGAACAGAUUCUCUUCUAGAAAGGCAAGACAUGGAGGACAGCUGAUCUGCUGUUGCAAAAGAUGGAAGACCAUUCAAGACAUGCUGGAAUAUCAUGCCAUUAUUACAUUCAGCAGAUAUUUCUUCUUUUGCCUGUGCCAGAAAUUUAACAGCUGAAUGAAUGCUCCAAUUAUUUUUUCGCACAGUUAAAAUAAUUUGAUCAGUCCUUCACAGAUAAAAAGAAAGUUAUAGCUCUGGACUGUCUAAGGGUUUUUGUAUCUAUUUGCAGAGAGGGCAUGGAAGCUGAUGUGCACAAUUUCACUACUACCCAAGACACAGUGGUUUCUAGAAUUAUCACAACUAUCAUGCUUGAAGGAUCAAGACAUGUGUGCACCAAAAAAGUUUGUUAGUGCUGCAUGUUCUGAUGUGUACAUUCUUUGUCUGGGGUUUGCAGCUACAUCACAAGUUGGCAUCCUUUGAAAAGCAACAGAGCUCAAGAGUUUCUCCCACAGUGUCCUCUACAGACCUAUUUUGAUUCAAUCUUUAGUAUACCCUCCCAUUUUUGCAAAAAAAUAUUAGAAGCUUUCUCCAUCUUCCCUUAAAUAUGUGAUAGGCUACUGGUCUGUUAAUUAGAUAUUACAAAAACAGGAUUAUUAAAUGAGGUCAUUCCAAAUAUCAAUUAGAUGUGGAAAGACUUGUGGAAUCCUGGUAAUGUUGUGCUUUGGGCUGUUUAAGGAAUUAGUAGGAAAAGAUCUGUCCACUAAUAUUUAGUAUGACAAAGUAAUAAUGCACUACACCUUAAAAUUUAGGCUUCAUUUCUAAAAAUAUAUUUCAGCAUACUGGUUGUUAUCUAAAUAAAACAAAACUGGAUUUCAUUGACAUUAAAUGUCACAAUAAAAGCUGGGCUGGAGAAUGUUUGAUGAAAUAUACCCUCAUACAAAUAUUUACUAGCACAAACUGACAUUUUAUCUAGCUCAGUGCUCUCUCUUUCACACUGGCCAUCUGUGAUAUAAUGCAUGAAGCCAUGGCUUAUUAUGGUAGUGCAACAACAGUGUAUUCAGUUUGCUGUGAUUCAGCUGCUUAAAGGUGUUCUUUAUAUAUUCUGCUCUUCCACCCUCUGCUGAGGGUGGCUGAAAACACAUACAAUUCACCAUCAAUACAAGAUUAACAAUAAUAGUUAAAAUCUUCAAAAAUGUUGUUUCAUCAAACAUAACCCAAUCAGUCUUCUUAAAGUUAUCCAUGCCUUGCAGCCUUUUCUAAAAGCCAGUUUGGUUGAAAGUGUUUGCAUUUCAUUCCACAGUUGUUGAGCUAUAACUGAAAAUACCAUUCUCUCACUUGCCCCAACUGCACUUUGAAGUGGAAUGGAGCCAACAAAUAAAAAUGGCAGGAUGUUGUGGGUUUUCUGAGUUGUAUGGCCAUGCUCUAGUAGUAUG